Messenger RNA from Dissoconium aciculare CBS 342.82, 693 nucleotides. Its product is annotated as ribosomal protein L24. Gene Ontology annotation, cellular component: cytosolic large ribosomal subunit. The record is from RefSeq and is a predicted model, not a curated record. Gene Ontology annotation, molecular function: structural constituent of ribosome; RNA binding. NCBI's taxonomy places the organism in Eukaryota, Fungi, Ascomycota, Dothideomycetes, Mycosphaerellales, Dissoconiaceae. Gene Ontology annotation, biological process: ribosomal large subunit biogenesis; cytoplasmic translation. The transcript has 3 exons. Bases 1 to 411 code for a protein of 136 amino acids.
AUGACGAAGGUCAACACCAGUCUGCACUCCAGCCGGCGAAAGGCCCGCAAGGCCCACUUCGAGGCCCCUUCAAGCGUUCGCCGAGUGAUCAUGAGCGCGCCUCUCUCCAAGGAACUUCGGGAAAAGCACAACGUCCGAUCUAUCCCCAUCCGCAAGGACGACGAGGUCAUCAUCAAGCGUGGAUCCAACAAGGGCCGCGAAGGCAAGGUCACUUCCGUCUACCGUCUCAAAUACGUCAUUCACAUCGAGCGCAUCAGCCGCGAGAAGAGCAACGGCCAGUCUGUACCGAUCGGAAUCGCGCCCUCCAAGGUCGAGAUCGUCAAGCUCAAGCUUGACAAGGACCGCGAGAGCAUCCUCGAGCGAAUCAGCCAAGGGCGGGAGGCCAACAAGAAGAAGGUGUCGUCGAAGUAGAGGGGUUUCCGAUGGGACAAUGACUUGUGAAAUUCAUGGAAGGAUGGGUGGAGUUUGCAUAGAGCAGGUCGUAGGCGGACAGAUGGCAGCGCCCGUUCUGCCAUGGAAGGCAUGAUGCUGAUCGCUGGUGAUUGGCACGGGACGAUUAUGAGCCAUCUGUUCGCAACGCAUGCUUACUUUUUCUUCGGCGCUACAAUGAUCAGGGAAUAGCGAGGGCGGUGAUUGAGGACAAACCUUUCAACGUCUUCUUGCAAAAGAAACUACAACACACAUUUCUCCAUG